Molecule: messenger RNA, 1854 nt
Organism: Trichoderma virens Gv29-8
Lineage: Eukaryota; Fungi; Ascomycota; Sordariomycetes; Hypocreales; Hypocreaceae
Exons: 4
Coding region: 1-1854 (617 amino acids)
Biological process (GO): positive regulation of transcription by RNA polymerase II
Cellular component (GO): nucleus
Source: RefSeq, a predicted model, not a curated record
AUGUCGGCCCAAGUCCCCGACCAGGCGGCUCUGUCCCCAAGCCAUGAUACCAAAUCCGCCUCACCUACAGAUGCUUCGUCCACCACGAGCCCCAAUGGCAGCACCAGCAACAAUGGCAGCAGCGCCUCGUCCAACGCGCAGGUGUCGCCGUCGCUUGGUGACGCCAUAGAUGCGCCCCGGCAGCUCGUCUGCCGCUGGAACCAGUGCGGCCAGAAGUUCACCAACGCCGAGACGCUCUAUGAACACAUCUGUGAGCGUCAUGUUGGCCGCAAGAGCACAAACAACCUGAGCCUCACCUGCCAAUGGAACUCUUGUCGCACCACCACCGUCAAGCGUGAUCACAUCACUUCUCACAUCCGUGUUCACGUCCCUCUGAAGCCUCACAAAUGCGAGUUCUGCGGCAAAUCCUUCAAGCGACCUCAGGACUUGAAGAAGCACGUCAAGACCCAUGCCGAUGACUCGGUUCUCUCCCGGCCUGGCCAGGAUUCGCAACCCGGCAUGAACUACAGACCACAAGCUCCCAAACCCCCUAGCUAUUAUGACCACAAUGGACAGAUGCGAAGCCCGGUCACCGGCUUCCCUCAACCUCAUGCUGGCGGCUAUUAUGCUCCUCAGCCCUCGACCAACUAUGGUCUCUACUUCAACCAGCAGCAUGUCAAUCCGGCACCCCGCACUGAGCACAUUGGCUACUCUGCGAGCUAUGACCGCAAGCGCACUCAAGCUCAUGAGAUGGUUGACGAUUUCUUUGGCAGCGCCAAGCGCCGCCAGAUCGACCCGACUUCUUAUGCUCAGAUCGGACGCUCCCUGCUCCCUCUUCACAAUGCUCUUGCUAUGCCCAGCGGGCCCAUGGCCGCCACUGAAUCUUACUUUCCCCAACCGGCCGGCCAUGCUGUAGGCCACGGUGUGGUCCACGCUGCGCCUGCGCCAGCGCCUACUCAGAAUCCCUUGGCCCAGCAGUACUAUCUGCCUAUGCCGAAUGCGAGGACGCAGAAAGACCUGAUUCAGCUCGACCAGAUGCUGGGGCAAAUGCAAGAUACUGUGUACGAGACCGCUCCGCAAAUCACCGCCGGAAUGCACCCCCAUGACAGCCAAUUCGCCGGAUACCGCAGCACCCCGUCGCCCACCACGCUUCACCGCGGCCCAGGCGCCAUUCACGUCGCCCCCGAUGGCUACCACCAGCCCGUCUCGGCAGCAAGCAUGGCAUCACCGCUGACGGCCAUCUCAUCUACCGGUACCCCUGCAGUGACACCUCCAUCCAGCGCCUUGUCAUAUACCUCUGGCCAUUCCCCAAGCCCCUCAGCCUCUUCGGGAUUUUCACCACAGUCCCGCCAUAGCUCGACUGCCUCGUCCAUCAUGUAUCCCAGCCUGCCCACUAGCUUGCCAGCCGUGAGCCAGGGAUUCGGGCAGUCGACUACAGCAACUCUGGGCCCCAGCUUUGACGCCGGUGAGCGCCGCCGCUACUCGGGCGGCAUGCUCCAGAGGGCCCGCGGUGCACCGCCACGAUCUGUCGAGGAGCCCAGCGGCGCAGUCACGCCCAAGGCAAGCGAAUCCACUCCACCGAUUGGAUCUCCAUCCUCAGAAUCAUCCGAUGUCAGUGAUGCCACCCGCGAGCGGGAGGAACAGUACGACCGAUGGGUAGAUAACAUGCGGGUGAUUGAGGCCCUUCGUGAAUACGUCCAAGGACGUCUUAAGCGUGGUGAAUUUGAGCAAGAGUACCCUAGUGUCAACAGAAUCCGCAAGGAUGUUGAUGCCAUGGACCUUGAAGGCAAGUCCAGGAGCCCGCUUGCCAACGAGCGCCCCAUGUCCAAGGAGAGCAACCCGCUGUACCCCGUCCUGCCUGUUCCUGGUACCUAA